GAAAAGAAACAAUAGCAAUAAAGAACAAAAAUAAUAAAUGAACUAAAGUAAAAGAAGAGAAAUAAGAAAAGAACAUUCAUUAGCAUAACAAAACAACAAAGUAAAUAAAUAUAAAUAAAAUUAACAACUACAAAAGCAACAAAAACCUUGGCAUCAACUUAGAAAACCAAAACAACGCACUUUGACAAAAAAAAAAAAAAAAAAACAAAACAAACUAUAACAUCAGACACAUUUGCAAAGCGUCGUAAAUUUUUUGUACUUUUUCCUGUUCGUUUUCUUUUUUUUCCAAUUUUUUUCGUGUGUGACAAAAAUAUUUACAAAAAACAUAAACACAAAAAAAAUAAUUAUAUAUCGCGCUCCAUAAAAUUCUUCAAACCAAAUCGCAACGGAGGGAAAGGGAGAGAAGAAAACGAGAACAACGCAACGUUUAAAAAUCAAAACAAAACUCGAAAACACAAAAAUAAGAAAAGGCGCACAAAAACAACGCGAAGAAGAAGCAGCAGCAGCGGCAACAGAGUGAUAAAUAUCCAUAAUACCAGAGACAGACAGACAUUUCCCCACACACACACAUUCACGCACUCAUAAAUAUAUACGCGGACAGAUGGUAUAUAUGCAUUAUAUAGAGACGUCGCUAUAUAUGCACAUUUGACACCAAAGCAAAAGCAGAAGCAGCGAAAAGAACAAAAAAAAAAAACAACAACAAGGAAUCAGUCAACCAACUAAGUACAACAACAGAACAAUGACUACGAAACAACCAAGAAAAGUAGCACCCGAUGGCGGAUGGGGUUGGGUCGCCUGCUUUGGCGUCAGUUUGGUUAAUCUGGCGACGCGUUCCAUAGAACCAUCAUUUGGUCUGCUUUUUGGAGACACGCUGAAAGAACUCGAUGUGGGCACAACUGGGGCUGCUAUCAUUAUCAGCACGAUGGAUGUGUGCAUGAACUUCUCGGGAUUGUUUGUGGGUCCGUUACUGAAAGAGUUCUCGUAUCGGAAAGUGGCCAUAGCCGGAUCAUUGCUUUGUGGGUUGGGACUGGCACUGACAUCGCCGGCAACCACAAUGGCCCACAUUCUGAGCACCUACAGUGUGAUCAAUGGCAUUGGAGUGGGCUUAUCGACAUCGGCAGCAUUUGUGGCAUUGAAUCAUUACUUCAAGCAUAAACGUGGCCAGGCGGUCGGAUUAUCCAUGGCGGGCACUGCGAUGGGUAUGCUGAUAAUGCCGCAGCUUGUGCGGAUUCUCCUCGAGGGUUAUGGCUUUCGGGGUGCUGUGCUUUUGCUGGCUGGCGUUGCGUUGAAUGCGACCGUUGGCUCGGUGCUCCUGCAACCCAUCAAGUGGCAUAUGAAGGAGGAGUUUGACGACGAGGAACUGAUGUGCAUAUCGGCUCUACCAACACCGCAGCCUCAGUUGACAUCGAUGUCAGGCGGUGGUGGUUCAGCUGCUCCCGAGUUUAAGGUCAUCAAGGAGGAUGGCAACGAGGAGGACGCACUGCCUGAGCUCAACACAUUGCUCUUCAACAAGCACAAUCCCCACAAUCCACAUUCGAUGCGCAAAAACUACUCCGAGAUGGCCAUGAAUACGAUGAAUGGUUCCAGGUUGGGUCUCACCAAGCGUCCGACCUUUCCCCGCAUCAUGUCCCUGGCCGGAGUGCAAUCCGCGGACGUGGGCAGCGGCAGCGGCGGUUAUCCAUCCCAGGCGGAGGUGAAUACCACGCAGUUGCGUUGUCGCAAGGCAUCGGUUACAUCGAAUCUAUCGUAUAUGGACUUCACCGGCUCCAUACUCCAAGUUCAUUUGAAUACCGGCGACGAUGAGUUCGAGCAAAAUGAUCGUGAAUUGCGACGCGUUGGCACCGCAACGGGCAGCAUUCUUGGCGGACAUCGGGAUAGUUUCAUCAAAAUGAAGCCCACGGAGUUGGAGAAACAAACGGAGCUGGCGGAUGAGGAGGCCAAAAAGAAUGCCAAAAAGCUCGGCUUUUGGCGUCGCUUUGCCGAUCUUCUCGACAUUGCCAUGCUGAAGGACAAGAUGUUCCUUAAUCUGCUCUUUGGCCUCUCCAUUUUCUAUGUCGCCGAGAUGAACUUCAAAAUGGUGACGCCCUUCUUCUUUGCCAAUCUUGGAUACUCCAAGUCCGAUGUCGCCUAUUGUCUAUCGAUAACAGCGAUUACGGAUAUUGCCGCUAGAAUUGUCCUUCCGCCUCUCUUUGAUAGAACCACAAUUAAAAAACGCACCAUCUUUCUCGUCUCCAUCAUCUUUGUGGCACUCACGCGUUCCAUUAUGGCUGAGCAAACGGAAUGGACACAACUGAUGGUUUGGCUGUCUAUCUGCGGUUUCUUUCGCGGCUCCGCCUUGAGCAACUUUACACUCACCGUCUCCGAGUAUUGUUCCCUGGAGAAGCUGCCAUCGGCCUUUGGCUGGCAUCUCGUUGGCAAGGCGCUCUUUGUGAUAUGCUUUGGACCAUUAAUUGGUCUCAUUCGUGAUGUUACCGAUAGUUAUCCCAUUUGCAUACACACGCAAAGUGUUUGCAUUAUGAUUUGUGCCUUUGCCUGGGGCAUUGAGUAUCUCGUGGAGUUUAUCCAGUCGCGUCGUCGCACUGCCGAUGCAGCACAGUUACCCACAGCAACAAAUGAGACAGCUGCAGGAACAACAACAGGGACAGCAGCUCCCGAGGAUGUGAAGCUGUAAUAUGGCCAAAGAUCAAGAGAGGAUUGUCAGAAGAUGCAUACACAUAAAUCAAUAUACAUAUAAUCUGUAUCAAGAGAGAAAAAAAAAACACGCAACUCAUUAACUUAAUACUUAAUUAGCUACUUUGCAACGCUACACAUGAGGGGUAUUCAUACGAAAAAGAAAAACUUUUCAUAAAAUUGUGAAAAACAGUUUGAAAAUUCAAUCAGAGACGACUAUUCGGGUAUUCACACUUAUAAAACUAGACCUGAGCUGAAAUCUUUUCCGAUAUUCAUAGUUAUUCAAGAAAUGUUCGAGAUAAUUUAAAACAAGGAUAUUCACAAUGUAAGCUAAAAAACAUUGAGAAGAGUUAAGUCAAUUUCUGUUCAAUAGAUAAAAUCAAAGCAAAAGAAAUUUGUCUUUAAAAUAUACUAUACUGAAUACCACUCACAUACUUUAGCGUUUGCCUAUGUAUACCUUAUGUAAUUUCCCUCUGUUUAACUGAGCUUAGAUACGUUUUUUGUUUGUUUGUUUACUUAGAAAAAAAAUAGCAGAAUAAGAAGACGAACAAAAAGAAGAAAUUUGCCAGUUUUUCCACAAAACGAAACAAACAACAACGAAGUUCGUUUAAUUCUUAAUAUCAUUGAUAAUUAUUAGUUAAUCGUCUUUAUCAUUAUUAUUAUUAUUAUAUUUUUUUUUUUUGUUUAAAACUUUCUCUCCAUUUUGUUUAUUAAAUGAACUUGUAUGUGAUAGUUCAAAGAUAGUUAUUAAGUUAUCAACUAGAACAUAAUAAAUACAAAAAUAAUAUAAACAACGAAAAAACAAACUCAUCUAAGAAAUUACAUUAAACCAGCAACAAUUAAACUGGCUUUAAAAUUGAUUAAAUGUACCUUUUAAAACAACGACAACAACCCACAAUAUACUAACUUAAAACUAAACUAAACUGACCAACUAAAUAAUAAAAAAGGCAAUAUGUAACUGAAAUUGGAAUUGAGAUACUGAUAUAUCACAUGACCCGAUUUGACACACCUAUUUACAUACAUACACACUUACUCUAAAUGAUAUACUAAAUUAUAUACAUACAUAUGUACUCUUUAUAGAUAAAAGCCAAGUUAAGUGAUCUGAAUAAAGUGUUAGGACAGAUCUAUGACGGACACCCCCGAAAGGUGUAGUCAGAGAAUUACAAAAAGAAAUGCCAAUACAUAUAUGCAACUCUCUCAAGAGAAAGAGAACGAGUGAAAGGGAAAGCGAUAGGUAAAACAAACCCACCAGCAACAAUAUCAUGGAGAUCAGAGAGAGAGUUAAAGCCAAUAAUAUGCCAGAAACUUACUACUUAUAACAGGGAACACAUAAGUUUGUUUUGUCAACAUGUCGUAUACGAAUUUUUAUACCUGAAUUUGAUUCUCAAGAGAGUCUUACGACAUACGAACUACUUUUUUGAAUUCCCAAAUCGCUAUUGCAAUUGCCUUAUUGUAAGAUAAAUGAAAACGGAAAAUGGAAAGCAAUAGUGUUUGUUAAACGCAAUGCCAUGACCAAAUGAACUAAGAACAACAAAAAAA
Molecule: messenger RNA, 4209 nt
Organism: Drosophila innubila
Lineage: Eukaryota; Metazoa; Arthropoda; Insecta; Diptera; Drosophilidae
Exons: 4
Coding region: 740-2671 (643 amino acids)
Biological process (GO): monocarboxylic acid transport; transmembrane transport
Molecular function (GO): monocarboxylic acid transmembrane transporter activity
Source: RefSeq, a predicted model, not a curated record